This is a messenger RNA of Nothoprocta perdicaria, 1491 nucleotides long. It is a transcript of the gene KRI1, whose product is annotated as KRI1 homolog. NCBI's taxonomy places the organism in Eukaryota, Metazoa, Chordata, Aves, Tinamiformes, Tinamidae. The annotation marks the transcript as partial. The transcript has 12 exons. The record is from RefSeq and is a predicted model, not a curated record. Gene Ontology annotation, cellular component: nucleolus; 90S preribosome. Gene Ontology annotation, biological process: endonucleolytic cleavage in ITS1 to separate SSU-rRNA from 5.8S rRNA and LSU-rRNA from tricistronic rRNA transcript (SSU-rRNA, 5.8S rRNA, LSU-rRNA).
GAUCCGCGGCUGGAGCGGGAUUUCUACCGGACGCUGGCGCUGCUCAAGACGCGGGACCCCCGGAUCUACCAGCCGGACGCCACCUUCUACAGCCCCCCCGGCUCCUCGUCGGAGAGCGAGGCGGAGCGGCCGGCGCGGCCGGAGCGGCCCAUGUUCCUCAAGGAUUACGAGCGGAAGGUGAUGCUGGAGAAGGAGGGCAAGUACGUGGAUGAGGAGGACGAGGAUGAGGAAGCGGCGGCCGCGCGGAGGAAGAGAGCCGCAUCCAAGAGCUACGCGGAGGAGCAGCGGGAGCUCAAGGAGAGCUUCCGGGCCUUGGUGGCCGACAGCGAUGAGGAGGAGGAGGCCGAAGGCUCCUCGUCCCUGCUGCGGCGCCGCAGCCGCACGGCGGAGGAGACGGCGCGGGAUGAGGCCGACUACAUCCAGUGGCUGAAGGGGCAGCGGGAGCUGCCCGAGGAGCCGCUGCGGGACCUGGUGCCGCUCCAGCGGUUCUGGACCGACCCGGCGCUGGAGCCCGGCGAGCGCUUCCUGCGGGAUUACGUCCUGAGCCAGGGCUACCGCAGCGAGGAGGACGAGGAUGAGGACGAGGAGGAAGACGGCGGCGAGGGGGGGUGAGUGGGGGGACCCCCCCCCGCCGGGCUGGCCGCUCCGGACUCUGCGGACGAGGGCGAGCGCUUCCUGGCGGCGCAGGAGGCCUUCGAGCAUCGCUACAACUUCCGCUUCGAGGAGCCCGGCUCCGAGCAGGUGCAGACCUACCCGCGCAGCGUCGCCAGCUCCGUGCGGCGCCGCGACGAGCGCCGCAAGGAGAAGCGGGAGCAGAUCCGCGAGAGGAAGAGGAAGGAAAAGGCCCGGAAGCGCGAGGAGCUGAAGCAGCUGAAGAACCUCAAGCGGGAGGAGAUCGCGGCCCGGCUGGCGCGGCUGCGCCAGGCGAGCGGCGGCGCCGGCUUCUCGGAGCGCCUGCUCCGCGGCGACUUCGACCCGGCCCAGCACGACCGCCUCAUGGGGGUCGGGACCGAAACCCCCGUCUCGGAGCGGGAGGAGCGCCAGGAUCAGGCCAACUACAGCCGCCGCGCCCGCGACGUCCGCAAGAAGCAGCAGAUCCUGAAAUCCCUCUCGGCUCCCCCCGAGGAGCCGGAGCCGGCGGCCAAGGCCAAGGCAGGGAAGAAACAGCGGGAAAAGCGGUGGAAGCGGAAGGAGGCGGCCGGAGCGGAGCCGGAGCCGCAGCCGGAAAAGCCGGAGCAUCCGGAGCGUCCGGAGAAGCGGCCGGAGCGGCCGCRUCCCCGGCGAGCGGCGCCCUUGGGAGCGUCCGUGCGUCUCGGCGGCCGGGAUUUCUCCGGGAAGCGCCUGGAAGCCUUUGGCCUCAACCCGCGGCGCCUCCGCUACCGGCAGCUGCUGCGGCGCCAGCGGAAGCGGGAAGAGCGGCGGCCCCGGCAGAGCUUUAAUUCCCRGCGGGAGCCGGAUUCGGGCAAAAAAGGGAAGGGGGGGAAAUCCUGA